This is a messenger RNA of Penicillium verrucosum, 1254 nucleotides long. RefSeq lists its product as uncharacterized. The transcript has a single exon. NCBI's taxonomy places the organism in Eukaryota, Fungi, Ascomycota, Eurotiomycetes, Eurotiales, Aspergillaceae. The record is from RefSeq and is a predicted model, not a curated record. The coding region runs from base 1 to 1254 and encodes 417 amino acids.
AUGGGAUCUAUUGGAGACAUCACUGCCACAUGGUCCUAUCUCGACGAGAGCUUGGAGCUCGUUUCAGAUAAGAUCUAUACGGAUGAUUCCGAAGCCAUUAACGGCACCCUGGAGGAUCUCAUAACUGACAAUUCAACUAUUUCCACGACAACCUGCUCGUCCUCAAGUACUCCUACCACUAUUGGAUACCCCGAAACUUGGUCAACAACCGCAGUUCUCAGCCUCGCCUCAACAAAUGAUAAUCAAAUACCAUGUCCUUCCAAUACCCGGGAGAGAUUAAGCUCCAUGAGCCUAUAUCCACUGAGAAGUGCCGGCAUUGGAGUGGUGACCACGAUCGAUAGUUGUCCCUUGACCUCAACAGAUAUUGCCACUACUUUACUAGCUGAGAGUUGUGGGACUGCUGCAAGUAGUGGAGUCGCAAGUCCAACACAGUUUGCAUCCGAGGCAAGUAUUUCUAGCGCUCAAGAUGAGAGAAUGAUGGUCAGUUCGUUGAUCACAUAUCAUUUCCGGGACCCUUCUCCCCCUUACAGCAGCUACGUCGAGAGGUUGGCGCCAAUCUGGAUUGACCAGCUUGGAUUAGUGUCAGCACAAUGGUUUGACUAUCCAUCAUUUGGUUCCUCAGCCGUAGGAGUGAGGGGUAUUUACGGAUGCACAGCAGUGAUUAUAGCAUCCGAAAAGGGUGUGUAUAUUUCACAUGUUUGGGAGAGCCCAGUAUUCGUUGACGACGCUUUCAAUCCAACCGAUGACGACUUUUUCAUGAUAACUGCGUUCAAUUCCCUCCGAGACGGGACCGUAUAUGCGCAAAGUGUAACUGGUCUGAUUGGGACUGAUCAGAAUCCCGGUGUCUUGAAUGCAAUCUACGCACCGAAAGUCUUCGUCCUCACACCCUUCGCCACAAAUUGGGAUCGACAGAACUUUGGCAUUUUCACCACACUCAGAUAUCAAAGGCGUGCCCAACAGCUCGCGCAAAAGAUAGCAAGAAUUGUUCCCGGCUCCGGUGGAAAUGGUAUCACUCUAGGUUAUACACGUACGAGUCGGCAGGCAUCGAGUCAGGAACCAGGCGUUGCAGGAAGAGCCAUUUUGGAAAUUGAUCCUUGUUACAAAUGGCUCACUACACCCUACGACUCAAAAUCCAUGGGCCUUCAAAUUGGUCGUUGGCGUCUGUGGGUGGAGGAUCAGUUGAUUACUUACCAAGAUUUCUGGCUUCCUCAUAUCACCGCUCCUGGGGGCACCCCCUCACAAGACAUUGGCUAA